Messenger RNA from Dentiscutata erythropus, 513 nucleotides. NCBI's taxonomy places the organism in Eukaryota, Fungi, Glomeromycota, Glomeromycetes, Diversisporales, Gigasporaceae. The record is from the annotation of a GenBank genome assembly.
AUGCCAAGUUAUCGUUCUUUUAGUAAUUUAUCAUUUUUGGCCUUAUUCUUAGUUAUUCUUUCUAUCGUCUCAGCAGAAACUAUAAAUGUUGCUGUCGGCGGUGAUUCGUUAAUUUUUAGCCCACAAAACAUUACUGUAAAUAAAGGGGAUAUGGUCCAGUUCAAUUGGACAGGUGGCCAACACUCUAUCAUUCGAUCUGAUGGCCAGGGAAGCUGUACCCCAUCCACAUCCCUUAAAAGCGGCAAUGCUACUAUUUCCGACGCAAGAACUAGUGGCAUGGUAAUAUUUACAAUUGAUGGUUCUGAUUCAAAGAUCUGGUAUUAUUGUGGUGUAGGUAAUCACUGUAAAAUGGGUAUGUGGGGUGUGAUCACUUUAGCAGGUUCUGACAAUUCGGGUACAAAAGCAAAUACAUCUUCAACUUCAGCUAAAUCCUCUUCUACAAGACUGGGAAUAAGUGGCACUGUUAAUGGAAUUAUUCCAGAUAUUAGAGUUUCUAUAAAUUGCGAAUUGUAG